GCGAGGGGGAUGAUGGGAAUUGCAGUUCUUCAAACCGCCUUACGUUAAGUUUUGUAGAAGCGCGUGGAAGUUGGAGUGAAAGUCCGUGUGCGUUUAACCUCACAAUUUCUCACGUUUUGCGUUUAUGAAUCUGCAAACACCUGCUGUAAUGUCCACACAGAUGUGCGAGAAACCUAUUUUGUGUGAUACAAAGUCCUCGAGCGGGAAUAUGGAUUCUGUACAUUGCUGGAAUGGAGCAAAAGGUGACCAGAUCCCCACUAGGGCUAGACCCAUGUCUGACACCUUAUCCAAACUGGCUCAACUGAUCACUUGCAUCGAGUACAAACCAAAACUACAGCGGUCUUCCUCCAUCUGCAAAGACUGCGGCCACAAAUUCUCCGACCUGAAGAGUCUUGAGCGUCACCAGAAAAGAGAGCACGCCCUGCAGAAGCUCCAUUGCUGUCAACACUGUGGCCAAAAAUUUGCUUUGCUCUCUAGUUUGCAGCUACAUAAAUGUUCUCACGUCUCGUCCAUGUGCCAGACAUGCAUGGGGAAACCUCAGAGGGGUUCUUCUUGCCCUUCCUGCGGGACUGAAUCAUCAGAAGAUCCCUUCUAUCAUGACAACAGUCCCUAUGCAUGCGCUCCAUGUGGACAAGCCUUCAGCCACAAGCAAGAGCUGCUGCACCACCAGCAGGCCGGAGGCUGUCAGCCCUCCAAGACUCUCAAACCUCCUCCGCCUUCAAAUUCCUCCUUGCCUCCAUCUCCUCCAAGCGCCAACUCAUCUCUUACCACAUGCACUUUGUGUCACAAAACGUUCCGUUCUUCUGCUGGACUUAGUUGCCACAUGCGCUUUUCCCAUGUGCACAUGAAAAGCAACACAAAGAAGAAAACAGUUGUCAUUGUAAGCACAUUGAAGAAGAGGAAUAAGAAAGUUAUCAUGUCAAGUAUGUCGUUUCCAUGCCGUUCCUGUGACAAAUCAUUUCCUAUGACAUCACUGCUUCAUCAGCACAGGAAAGAGGAACACCAGCGGGAGAUAAAGGUGAGGAAACUGCAGCGAACCUCUUUGAAGACCACCAGGCAAAGGCGGAAAGGUGAAACAUAUCCAUGCCUCCAUUGUGGAAAAGAGUUCCUGCACCAUCUGACUCGUUGGGCGCAUUUUAGACAUUGCAACUCUCACCAUCAGACCCAAUCGUCCGUUGCUGACGCAGCUGGCUUCCACCCAAAGGCAGUUAAGGAGCUCAGUCUUUCCCAAAAAAAAAGACCAAGAGGUAGACCUAGGACCAAAAAUCUACCUGUUUUGAUGGAAACCAAGCAAGAGGAAGAAGAGCAAACGGAUAAGGAGGAUGAUAGUGAUGCAGACGAGGAUGCCGAGCAUCCUUGUACGUCAUGUGACCAGGUCUUUAGCUCCAAAGCUAAGCUGCAUGUCCAUGUGAAAGUCCACGAGGAGGUCCCUGAGGAACAUGAUCAACCAGCCGACUCAUGCAGGUGUUGUAGUGUGUGUACAGGUGGGGUUCCCCUCGCUGAGAUUCCAGAAGAUUGUGAAAAGAAAGUCUAUCACUGUGUGCCGUGUGCCGAGGUGUUCAUAGCCCUGAACGCUUUUCUAGAGCACUGCCAGAAACAUCUGAUACGUGAAAAUGAAGAUGAAUUCAGUGAUGAUUGAAAGAGCUUCCAUUUUUUUUUUUAAGGAAUUGUUCACUCAAAAGAAAGAAAAAAAAUCGCAUUUUCUCACCAUCAUAUUCUAAUCGUGUUAACUGUUAUUAUUUUUUCUUACAGAACAUACUUUUUUUGUAAAGAACCAUUGCAUAUAUUUAGACAAAAAGCACCUUAAAAGUGCUUCUAAAAAAAAGUGAAUAUUCUUUACAUUUUUGUGUGUGCAUAUAGGUUUUUAUGAAUAAUUAUGGAAUAGAAGUUAUUUGGUGAACUAUUCCUUUAAAAAUGAAAUCUCUGUCAUCAUUUACUCACCCUAAUGUCGUAGAACACAAAAGACGGUCGUUUUGAAAAAUAUUGAUAACCGAAACGUUUUGAUUCCCAUUGACUUCCAUUGUAUUUUUGUCCAUUUAAUAGAAGUCAAUUUCAACUAAAACUGUUUAGUUACAAACAUUUUUCAAAAUAUCAUCUUGUAUGUUCCACAUAAACUGUCGUACAUGAUGACAGGGUUUAAAUUUUUGGGUGAACUGUACCUUUAAGGGCAGGGAAAUCAGUCUGCAGAUGUUCAAGCUAUCAGGAAUUACAUACAUCAGGCAUUUUUGGUAUAAUUUUGUACACAGGAUAACUCACUCCCGCCAAUCUGAGCCAAACUGCCAGAAAAAUAAUAGAGGCCUUUGAUAAUAUCGACAAGCCAAUUGCAUUUUGUCAGAUACGGGUACCUAAUUAAAACCACUUCAACUCAAAGCGUAGUUCUGCUUCAGGAUCAAUGUUCUUCAUACCUCUCUACAGAUGUAGAAGUCAUAUCCAUUAUGUUACUGUGAGAAGAUAUAAUGAAUUUAAUAUUUUGACACACACAUACAUUACUUCUGUUUUCUAGAUGGCCAGUGCCUUGCUGAAACACAAAACCAGCUAAAUGUAUGUGCUGCUUCUUGUCUUGUCAAGUUGGAGGAUAUAGUAUCUUAGUAUCUGCUAGAUUCGGCUACUGAAGUGUUUCGGCUUGUUUUAUUAUAAAGCAUUUUACUUGCAUUGUGAAAUUUCUGUUUGUAUUUCAUAAACUACAUGAAACAAAGUAAGCUUUAUUCUUCUAAAGCUGUAGAAUCAUUACAGAUAGUAGCAUGCCUUAUAUACAUGAUAUUUUAUGCUAUCAGACCAAAUAUUGCAAGUGUAAUUUCAUAACUUUCUUACUAGACUGGAUGAAUGAAUUAUGUGCUGAUAUGAGACCUCAGAUUAAGUGACUCGGGCAACAGAACAAGUCCAUUUUAUUGUUUAAUUUGUAUAUCAGGGGUUCUUAAUCUUCAUUGUUUCUGAUGUUUAUGUAACAUUUCUAACAUUUUUUCUUCUUAACACCAAAUAGGCUGCAGUGAUUUUUUUCAGCUGUGUUUUUUGCACUGACCAUUUUUUGUCUUUGAACACUGUAUAAUAUUCACUUUAUGACUCGCAUUGUAAAUCAUGAUUGCAAAUAUAACUAUUUUUCCCCAAAAUCUUUUAUUAUGAAAUACUGGAGGCAUUUUAAACUUAGUUCUCUACAUUACUGUCUGGGUGUGUUUACUUGCAGCUACCUCCAGUAUCACCUGCUUUGUCCCAAGAUGUGUGAUUGAUUUUUUUUUCUUUUGAAUAAUGUUUGUCAGAAAAUUUACCUCAUGUUAUGCAUUACAUUGGCAUUGUUUUCGAAUAAAUUGUUUAAAAAGGUUUGGUAGUUUUUGUUUCUCU
Onychostoma macrolepis is the source of this 3336-nucleotide messenger RNA. RefSeq lists its product as uncharacterized. The record is from RefSeq and is a predicted model, not a curated record. The coding region runs from base 125 to 1639 and encodes 504 amino acids. Lineage: Eukaryota; Metazoa; Chordata; Actinopteri; Cypriniformes; Cyprinidae. The transcript is spliced from 2 exons.